AUGUUUAUUUUGCAUCUUGUGUUUGGUUUAUGCACCACGUCUCUUGAGAGGGCCCUACUAGAACAGGGAGAUAUGGAGAGAGCCAUCCAUCUCUGUGAGGCAAGGGAAGGGCCUCUGGACUACUUCUACAGCUACUUUGUCAAGAAGGUGUUUAUGGGAAAGCCCGAAGAAGCUCUUCUUGACAUAGCUGGGUCAGACAACUACAAGGAUGCCAGGAAUAUUGUUCUUGGGAUGAUGUCGAUAGAGUCGGGCAGCACAAACGAAAAGGCAAAGCUUGGUGCAGAUCUGCUCUGGAGUGUGGCAGUGAGGGUUUCUAGAAAGUAUCUAAAGAACCCCCACGUGUUUCUUUCUGCAGAUGCCUUUGAGAGGCUUGAGAAGAACUUCCUGACAAAAAGAGGAAUUGAAAACAUAGUUACGAUGGUUUACUCUGGGGAUGAUGUGUCUGCAAGAUUCUUCUUGUCACUACUGGACAACCGUAAGAUAUACAUUGGAGACCACGUCGACGUGAUAGAGUUUCUUGCAAAGAAUGGAUAUGCAAGGGCAUUUGGGUACCUUGGGGAGAUAUACUAUCACGGGAUUGGGGUGAAAAGGUCUCUGGACCAAGCCAUGUAUUUUUUUUCGAGAGGCAGGGAAAUGCAAGACACGGUGGGAGCAUGCGGCGUGGGAAAGGUACUGAUGUCGAACGAGUAUAGGGAUUACAAGAAUGCAAAGUCUGCUCUAUCGUUGGCAAACAGGCUUGGGCAGUCUGGAGAGGCCGAAUAUCUGAUGUAUCUACUCAUGAGCCGAAAACCGGAGAACAUGCAUCGAGCUGUUCCCCACAUGGAUUCUGCGCUCAUGUAUGGGUAUCUUCCUGCGAUAUGCAAAGAUGGGAUUAACUACUACAUAAACGGGCAAUAUGCCAAUGCCUGCAUCCGAUUCCAUCCGAUCAUGGACUACACCGACAUCGUAUACGGCCUAAGAAAAAGGGCCGAGGCAAGCUUUAUAUCUCGGGAAUACAGGCAGUGUGCGAUAGCACUUCUCAUGUGUGUGGAGCUCGGGUCCGUCUCCUCGAUAAGAAAUGCAAUAUAUGUCCUUCGAAGGCACUCGGUUUUCAAAAGGCAAGAGGAAAUACUUUUUGAGCUGUAUAUGAAACUCCUUAGGAAAGGAGAUCAGGACGUCAUGAACAGGAUAGGCGAUGCCUACUUCUAUGGCACCGGGGUUGAAAGGUCGCAUGAAGAUGCAUUUGCGUUCUACAUAUCUGCAUCUCUUGCCCGGGAUCCCGAAGGAUGCUACAACGUCAGUUACAUGUACGAGCAUGGAUACGGGGUAAGGAAGAGCUUUCUGCUUGCCUACAAGUACAUCCUCAAGAUUAGUCCCACGGACGACAUGUAUCUCCUUCUCCUGUAUACACACAUUAGACUUUUCUCGAAGCUCGCUGCACACAUUUUGCUUAACAAGUACUCGAUCUCGGUGUGUAUAGGAGCAUUGGCAAUAAGAAGAAUGUAUAUUUCCAAGAAAACAGCAUCGAACGAGCCAAGGGACCGGAAGAGUUGA
Messenger RNA from Encephalitozoon hellem ATCC 50504, 1533 nucleotides. RefSeq lists its product as uncharacterized. Bases 1 to 1533 code for a protein of 510 amino acids. Gene Ontology annotation, molecular function: protein binding. The record is from RefSeq and is a predicted model, not a curated record. NCBI's taxonomy places the organism in Eukaryota, Fungi, Microsporidia, Unikaryonidae. The transcript has a single exon.